UGUGUCUGACAUUAACGUGGAAGGGAGUUUAUCUCUAUAUCUCGCAGCAUUCCGUUCAAUCUGGUUCAAUUGCGGUAACAUCAUAAAAAAAAGCGGGAGAAUUGCAGAAUGGUUCAACAAGUUUUUAUUGGCCCAUUGAUUCAUACAAAAGAAGAUGGAGAAUUGAUAAUUAAGAAACAUGUUGCUAUAGUUAUUGAAGAUGGCAAGAUUAUUACUGUUGUGGAGAAUCUGACAAAUCACAAAGAGAUGACAGAUUUUCUCGCAGAUUAUGAUGUAGAUAAAGUUUGUAUUUUAUCACAUGAAGAAUUUAUAAUACCUGGAUUUAUCGAUUGCCAUAUACACGCGGUUCAGUUUCCAAAUCUUGGCCUGGGUUAUGAUAAAUGUCUCUUGGAUUGGCUGGAGACCUAUACUUUUCCACUGGAAAAAAAGUAUAAUGAUACAGAAUUUGCGGAGCAAGUAUUUGAAGCAGUUCUGAAACGAACAAUUCAAACAGGCACAACAACAGCAUGUUAUUUUGCAUCUCUAUAUUCCGAUGCGUCUCUGAUUCUUGCAAAGAAAGCUGCUAAGAUGGGUCAACGAGCUUUCAUUGGAAAAGUAAAUAUGAACACUCCGCGUAAGGAUGAAUAUUAUGAAAGCACUGAAAAAUCAAUUAAGGACACCAUGGCUUUCAUAGAAGCUGUUGAACAAAUUGGGAAUCCGCUUGUAAGACCAGUUAUCACACCAAGAUUUGCAUUGAGCUGUGAUAUGAAAUUGAUGCAAGAGCUAGCAAGAAUUGCUAAAGCAAAAGAUUUACAUAUACAGAGUCAUGUCUCUGAAAAUAAAGAUGAGAUAAAAGCAGUGAAAAACUCGUUUCCAGAACAGUCCUCAUACACAGCUGUUUAUGAUGCUGCUGGUCUUCUUACCAAUAAGACGGUGCUAGCACACGGAGUUCAUCUUGAAGACAGUGAACUCGCGAUUCUUAAACAACGAGGAACAGCUGUAAUUCAUUGUCCAUCGUCAAAUAUACAUCUGAGAAGCGGUCUUUGCGAUGUGCAAAGACUGAGAGCUAAUAAUAUCAAAAUCGGUCUUGGAACAGAUAUAUCAGGUGGAUCAAGUUAUAAUAUGCUGGAAGAAAUAAGAUCGGUUUUGAAAGUAUCAAAUUCUCUAUCUGUUAUGAAGGAUGAUUAUAUACCACUUAAUUAUAAAGAUGUUUUUCAUAUGGCAACUUUGGGAAGUGCUAAAGCACUCUCAAUUGAGGAUAAAGUCGGUAACUUGGUGCCAGGCAAAGAAUUUGAUGCUCUCAUCAUAAAUUUGAACGCAAAGGAUAGCUUAUUGGAUAAUUUUCAAGAAUAUACAUUAGAGGAGAAACUUCAGAGAUUUAUAUACUCUGGCGAUGAUCGUAAUAUAACAUCUGUAUAUAUAAAAGGUAGAAAGGUUAAAUAACGAAGAAAAUAAAAUUCACUCUUUAUUUUUAAUAUACUACAA
Molecule: messenger RNA, 1464 nt
Organism: Linepithema humile (Argentine ant)
Lineage: Eukaryota; Metazoa; Arthropoda; Insecta; Hymenoptera; Formicidae
Gene: DhpD
Product: guanine deaminase
Biological process (GO): guanine catabolic process
Cellular component (GO): cytosol
Molecular function (GO): guanine deaminase activity; zinc ion binding
Source: RefSeq, a predicted model, not a curated record